Molecule: messenger RNA, 1153 nt
Organism: Rosa rugosa (rugosa rose)
Lineage: Eukaryota; Viridiplantae; Streptophyta; Magnoliopsida; Rosales; Rosaceae
Exons: 1
Coding region: 429-968 (179 amino acids)
Source: RefSeq, a predicted model, not a curated record
UUAACAUUAGCUUAUCAUAAUUUGAAGCUGAGUAAUGAAAAUCAUACAAUUACCAGUAGCAUCAACGCGUUGCAUAUUUGAGGUGUUUAGAUUCCUGGAAGGUGAUCCGUAGACUUGGACAUAAAUUUGUUGAGCAGGUCAAAGUCCGGUAAACUCUUUGUUUCAUAUCAAAGACCGACUAAAUUAUUGAUCAUGCUUUUGGACAUCGAUCUUCUUCUUUUGUAAUCACUUUUGGUGCUAGUUCCUCGACUCUUCCUUGUUGUUUCUUCAGAAUCUCCACGAAACUGCUGGUUGACUGGGUUCAGUAGAGCCUACGCGGAGAGAUUGGUCAAGUUAAGAAGAAGAAGAUAGACAAACGAAUGACUGGUGAAUAGUAUUUAUAUAAGGUGCCAACUCUUCGGUGCUUGAUAGCUUCAGAGAAGAAAGCAAUGGCUAGCCCACCAGAAAAACCAGUAGCGAACCCUCCAAAAAAAUCUGGGUGGAGCUGGUUCACGAGCUUUGAGUAUGACAAGGAAAAUGACGAACCAGGCCAUGCACGUAACGUUCUGCUAGUAGUUGCGGCGCUGAUCACUGCUGUGACAUUCCAAGCCGGGGUCAAUCCUCCGGGAGGUGUCUGGCAAGACGAUGGAAAGGGUCACACUGCAGGAAGAGCCAUUUACGCAACUCACCAGGUGCCAUUUUAUGUGUUCUUGAUAUCGAACACCUUGGCUCUUUCGAGUUCAAUCUUCAUAAUCGUAUUGCUUACUCAUAGGUUCCCUUUCCAUUUUGAGGUAAUGAUUGCCACACUUUCUAUGAUUGUGACUUAUGGCUCUGCUGUGUUUGCUGUGACCCCGAAGGAGUCGGUGAAAUUUCGUUACAUAUUGUUCACUGCUGCUCUGCCUUAUGUGUUGAGGUUCUUGUUCCAAUUGUUCAAGAAGUAUAGACAUAAUGUUCAUUUUAGGUGUCAAAACCCAUGUUCCGAUUGCUAAUCUUCUCAAUGUUGUCAGAAUUUGAGGUAUGCUAGUAGGGAUGGAGUUGCUAUAGAUUUAGUUUGUGUGUAAUCUGAAAUCAAUGGAGUUUUUAAGAGUAAGAGGUGGUAGGACUCGCAAUGUAAUUAUAUCCUCAGCUCAGAGUCUAUGAUUCUCAAAGUAAUCUUAUGUUAUUAAAUUUUAGA